Molecule: messenger RNA, 1393 nt
Organism: Aplosporella prunicola CBS 121167
Lineage: Eukaryota; Fungi; Ascomycota; Dothideomycetes; Botryosphaeriales; Aplosporellaceae
Exons: 4
Biological process (GO): DNA recombination; double-strand break repair
Cellular component (GO): nucleus
Molecular function (GO): DNA binding
Source: RefSeq, a predicted model, not a curated record
CAAUGACCGAGCAGCGAAUCCUCCGCAUUCCGCGCGCUGACGUCGGCGCCGGGCCAGUCCUGCUGUCUGUGACCAGCAAUGGGCCCCAACCGCUCGACCUCAAGCUGAUCGGCACCGACGGCGUUGAACCCUUCGUCGGCUCCAUCGAACAUCGCCGCUGCGCCCGGCUGAAGGCUUCACACGGCACCCAGCCCGAGUGGGAGGCCGCUCUGUCGCGCGUGCUGCUGCAACACAAGUCCCAUGACGCCAAUGCUAAUUUCCUGGGUCUCGAAGCCGUGGCCGCCGAGGGCCGCGACGGCAGCGAUCGCCAAUUAACAAUCACACUGCGCAACAGCAUUGGCGGUAUCACGCAACGCCUGGGCGUAAUUACGCUUAAGCAUGUCCCCGACGAGGAAAUUGACAUCUUUCACUGGACUUCCGUCGCCGUCCGCGCCGCUACGUCAGUCCAAGCCGACUUCGACAGUCUGCAGCUCAAGUAUGACGCGCAGCAAGCAACCAUAGAUCGCCUCAAUGCCCAGCUUCAAGACCUCGUCCAGGCCAAACAGGACCACGAAACGUCCCUGCUCGCCAAGUUCCAGGAGCUCCUGAACAGCAAAAAACUUAAAAUACGAGACCAGCAAAGGCUGUUGUCCGGGGCUAAGGUGGACCCUGAUGCGGCUGCCGCCGUCGAUAGCGCCAGAGGCUCGAAGAAAGUCUGUCAACCUCGUAAAGCAGGGACUUCCCGGACGUCGAAACGCAAGGCGGACAGCGCUACGCCACCCGUAUCAGACUCGGGUGAGAGCGUCGACAAUGAAAUGCAGAUCGACGACGGAACCGAGGGGCGAGAGGAAUACCGUACAACACCUGAUCAUUCUGAUCUAGAUGAGACAGAAGACGACGAUGAUGACGAUGAAGGCCUCGACGCUGUCCCCACUUCCCGUCCAACCAAAGCCGGUGUUGGGUCAAAGGGCAAGGCUGUCGAGAGUGUGACGACGCAGAAGAAGACGUCUCCCAGUCAACAGAGCCUGGACGACCUUCCCCCUCGGCGGGAGCUGCCCUUCGUCCGGGAGGCAAACGCACCCGCGACCACUAAAAAGCCAGAGCCCGCACCGAAGGCGCAGGUCGACGACGAUGACGACGAAACGACCGACGACGAGCUGUAGGCAUACCUACAAUGCGGCAUCCUGCCUGCAGCCACGUCACUGAAUGCUCUGCAGCUGGUAUUGGAACAGCCAUCUGUUUGAUGGUUGUUCGCCAGGAGGGGUGUUUGUGUUCCGCGGUGUGUCAGAUUCCCGUUGGAGAGAGGCCAAAAGGAACGUGGAAGUACUAGCUGGACGUGCACAGAACAGAGGAAGAAGCAGGAAGAAGAAGAAACAUGCACCAAAUAUAGUUGCAUGCAGACAAACAGAUGACA